AUGGAGCAGGCAUACAUCACCCACCCGAAUAACGCCAAAGAGGCUUCGGCCUUCACGGGUGCCAACUCCCUUUCCUACCCCGGCGCUGCCGGCCAUCUCACUCCUCCGUCGCCUGAUGCCAAAGACGGUCAGUCGCAGCAGGCGAACCGGAAUGGAGUGAAUGGGCAACAGCAGGGCGUGGUCCAGCAAGCGGUCACUCCUGCUGCCACGCCUGGGCAGCAGCAAACUCAGGGCCACCCAAAGGUUUCCGGCAUUGUACCUACCUUGCAGAACAUUGUUGCCACGGUCAACCUCGAUUGUCGACUUGACCUCAAGACGAUUGCUCUGCACGCUCGUAAUGCCGAAUACAAUCCGAAGCGUUUCGCUGCCGUCAUCAUGCGUAUUCGUGAGCCCAAGACGACCGCCCUUAUUUUCGCCAGUGGUAAAAUGGUCGUCACGGGUGCCAAGUCUGAGGAUGACAGCAAGCUUGCCAGUCGAAAGUAUGCGCGGAUCAUCCAAAAGCUCGGCUUCAAUGCCAAAUUCACGGAUUUCAAAAUCCAAAACAUCGUGGGCAGUUGCGAUAUCAAGUUUCCCAUUCGCUUGGAAGGUCUGGCCAGCCGGCAUCACAUGUUCUCGUCGUACGAGCCGGAACUUUUCCCUGGUUUGAUUUACCGUAUGAUGAAACCGAAGAUUGUCCUGCUCAUCUUCGUUAGCGGAAAAAUCGUACUUACCGGAGCCAAGGUCCGCGAGGAAAUUUAUCAGGCUUUCGAACUCAUCUACCCCGUGCUUUCCGACUUCCGCAAGACCUAG
Messenger RNA from Dissoconium aciculare CBS 342.82, 789 nucleotides. Its product is annotated as putative TATA-box-binding protein. The record is from RefSeq and is a predicted model, not a curated record. NCBI's taxonomy places the organism in Eukaryota, Fungi, Ascomycota, Dothideomycetes, Mycosphaerellales, Dissoconiaceae. Gene Ontology annotation, biological process: DNA-templated transcription initiation. Gene Ontology annotation, molecular function: DNA binding; RNA polymerase II general transcription initiation factor activity. Bases 1 to 789 code for a protein of 262 amino acids. The transcript has 4 exons.